AUGUAUGAAUGUAUUACAGGAAAAAGAGGAACUGAAAUAAGUGGAUGUAUAUUAGCUGAUAGUAUGGGAUUAGGAAAAACAUUAUAAACGAUAGCUUUGAUAUGGGUACUUUUAAGAAGAAAUCCCUUUAGCAGUUGUAAGCCUUUUUUAAAUAAAGUUAUUAUUGUUACACCUGUAAGUUUACUAGGUGUGUGGAAAAAGGAAAUAAGAAAAUGGCUUGGGGAUGAGAGAUUAAUCCCUAAAAUAGCAAUAGGAAAAAGAGAAGAUGUUAUUACUACUUGUAAAGAAUUUGCAGGAAGUUAUUAAAAAGUAUUACUAAUUUCUUAUGAUUAAUUUAGAACUCAUGUAAAAAUAUUUAAUAAAAUUUGCGAUUUAUUAAUAUUUGAUGAGGGACAUAAACUUAAAAAUAUGAACAUAAAAACUUUUAAAUAAUUUGAUUUAAUUUAAUGCAAAAGAAGAAUUAUUUUAACAGGAACACCUUUAUAAAAUUCAUUAAAUGAAUUGUAUUCAUGUAUAAAAUUUGUUAAUCCUUUUAUUUUUGAAAAUGAUAAAUAAUUUAAAAGCCUUUUUUCGGAUCCUAUAAUUGCUAGUAUCAAAACUGAUGCAUCGGAAGAAAUUAUUAAAUAAGCUAAAAUGAGAAGUAAAGAGCUUUCAAAUAUUAUUUAAAAAUUUGUUUUGAGAAGAAAAGCUGAUAUUUUAGAAAAGCUACUUCCACCAAAAUAUGAAUUUUAUAUUUUUUUAAAAAUGACUGAAUUACAAAAAAUGUUAUAUUCUAAGGUUUAAUAAAAUUAUGAUUUUAAUGAAAAUUAAACUGCUGUUCUUACUUUAUUAACAUCUAUUCGUAAAAUAUUAAAUCACCCUCAAAUAUUAUAUACAGAUUAGGAAAAUAAAAAUUCUUUUGAAUUUAAAUAAUAUUUUCCUCAUGAUUUUUAAUUAAAUGACUGGGCAAAUUCUGUUAAAACCUAAUUUUUAAAAGACAUUCUUUAUUAAAUUAAAGAUUAACAAAAACUCAAAAACUAAAAAGAAAAAAUAAUUAUUGUUUCAUAUUAUACUUAAACUUUAGAUUUAAUUUAAUAGUUAAUAAAUUAGCAUGAAAGCGAGCAUUUUAAAAUAUUAAGACUUGAUGGUUCAGUGCAAAGUACUUAAAGAUAAAAAUUAAUAGAUUAGUUUCAAGAUCAAAAUUCUAAUUAUAAUAUAUUUUUAUUAUGUGCUAAAGCAGGAGGGACGGGACUUAAUCUUACGGCUGCAAAUCGAAUGAUUUUAAUGGAAGUAGAUUGGAAUCCUUCAAAUGAUCUUUAAGUAAUGGGAAGAAUAUGGAGAGAUGGAUAAACAAAAAAUGUUUAUAUAUAUAGGCUUUUUUGUACAGGUACAAUGGAAGAAAAAAUAUUGUAAAGAUAAUUUUUAAAAGAAGAUUUAAGUAGUAAUGUAAUUGAUGAAAAAUAAAUUAUAUAAUAACAUGACUAGGAUAAUUUAAAAAUGUUAUUUUAAUAUGAUAAGAAAUAUUAAGGUAAAUGCUUAACUUUUCAAGAAGAAGAAAACGAGUUCGAUUCUUUUGCUGAAAUAACACCUGAUUUUGAUUAAAAUAUGAUAAAUUAUGUUUAGUUUGUAAAAAGAAAAUAUGUCGACUAUUCUAAAACUAAUAAAGAAGAUGAUGAAAUUGAAGUAGAAAAAAAUGAGUUCCUUAAUGAAAACAUUUUUCUAGAUUAAAAUGAAAAUAAUGUAGAUUUAAAUUAAUAAUAAAUUUAAGAACAGCUUUAAUCAGAUAGUAGUGAUUUAAUAUAGGAAGAAGAACUUAUUUUAGAGUAAAUUAAGUAAGAAGAUGAAGAAUAUAUUUAAAAUUAAUAAAAAAAUUAAGAAUAAGAUGUUUAAGUUUAGAAAUUCAAAAAAAGUUAAAGUUGA
Molecule: messenger RNA, 1899 nt
Organism: Ichthyophthirius multifiliis
Lineage: Eukaryota; Ciliophora; Oligohymenophorea; Hymenostomatida
Product: snf2 family n-terminal domain protein
Exons: 6
Biological process (GO): double-strand break repair via homologous recombination; reciprocal meiotic recombination
Cellular component (GO): nucleus
Molecular function (GO): DNA translocase activity; ATP-dependent chromatin remodeler activity; ATP binding
Source: RefSeq, a predicted model, not a curated record